This is a messenger RNA of Rattus norvegicus (Norway rat), 4652 nucleotides long. It is a transcript of the gene Brsk2, whose product is annotated as BR serine/threonine kinase 2. Lineage: Eukaryota; Metazoa; Chordata; Mammalia; Rodentia; Muridae. Gene Ontology annotation, molecular function: tau-protein kinase activity; protein kinase activity; protein serine kinase activity. Gene Ontology annotation, cellular component: perinuclear region of cytoplasm; centrosome; endoplasmic reticulum. The record is from RefSeq and is a predicted model, not a curated record.
CUCGUCUGGGCUCGGCUGAGUGGCUCGGUUCGGUUGCUCGGCGGGGCUCGGCUGCACGGCCGCGGACGGGCGUGCGCUGGGGGGCGCGGGGCGCGGGCCUCGGAGGUGGCGGCGGAAGCCUGGUGCCCCCGCCCGCCGGGUCCUCUCGGAGAGGGAGAGAGGCAUCCCCGCGGCCCGGCCUCGCACGGGUGCGGCGGGCGCGGCGUGGGGGGCGGCGGGGGCGCGGAGCAGCGCGGCCCGCCCGGGGGCGCCGCGGGCCGGGUCAGCGCGGACGGCGCUCGGCGGACUCGGACGCACGGCUGGCCGGCCCCUCCCUGCCCGCGCGCCCGGGCGCCCACUCGCCGGCGCGGGGCCCGGGAGCGAUGACAUCGACGGGGAAGGACGGCGGCGGGGCGCAGCACGCGCAGUAUGUGGGGCCCUACCGGCUGGAGAAGACGCUGGGCAAGGGGCAGACAGGCUUGGUGAAACUGGGAAUCCACUGUGUCACCUGCCAGAAGGUCGCCAUCAAAAUCGUCAACCGUGAGAAGCUCAGUGAGUCGGUGCUGAUGAAGGUGGAGCGAGAGAUUGCCAUCUUGAAGCUCAUCGAACAUCCACAUGUACUGAAGCUGCAUGACGUCUAUGAAAACAAAAAAUAUUUAUACCUGGUGCUAGAACAUGUGUCUGGGGGAGAGCUGUUCGACUACCUGGUGAAGAAGGGCCGGCUGACCCCCAAGGAGGCCCGCAAGUUCUUCCGGCAGAUCAUCUCUGCACUGGACUUCUGCCACAGCCACUCCAUAUGCCAUAGAGACUUGAAGCCAGAGAACCUGCUGCUGGAUGAGAGGAACAACAUCCGUAUUGCAGACUUUGGCAUGGCGUCCCUGCAGGUGGGAGACAGCCUGCUGGAGACCAGCUGCGGAUCUCCACACUAUGCCUGUCCGGAAGUGAUUCGGGGCGAGAAGUAUGAUGGCCGCAAGGCAGAUGUGUGGAGCUGUGGUGUGAUCCUGUUCGCCUUGCUGGUGGGGGCUCUGCCGUUUGAUGAUGACAACCUGCGGCAGUUGCUGGAGAAGGUCAAGCGUGGUGUGUUCCACAUGCCACACUUCAUCCCACCAGACUGCCAGAGCCUCCUGCGUGGCAUGAUUGAGGUGGAUGCAGCUCGGCGCCUCACGCUAGAGCACAUUCAGAAACACAUAUGGUAUAUAGGUGGCAAGAAUGAGCCAGAGCCGGAACAGCCCAUCCCACGCAAGGUGCAGAUCCGCUCACUGCCCAGCCUGGAAGACAUUGACCCUGAUGUACUGGACAGCAUGCAUUCACUGGGCUGCUUCCGAGACCGCAACAAGCUGCUGCAGGACCUGCUAUCUGAGGAGGAGAAUCAGGAAAAGAUGAUUUAUUUCCUCCUCCUGGACCGGAAAGAACGGUACCCCAGCCAUGAGGAUGAGGACCUGCCCCCCAGGAAUGAGAUAGACCCUCCUCGGAAGCGCGUGGACUCCCCGAUGCUGAACCGGCAUGGCAAGAGGCGACCUGAGCGCAAGUCCAUGGAGGUGCUCAGUGUGACAGAUGGCGGCUCCCCAGUGCCUGCACGGAGAGCCAUUGAGAUGGCCCAGCAUGGCCAGAGUAAAGCAGUGUUCAGUAAAAGCCUGGAUAUCGCUGAAGCCCAUCCCCAAUUCAGCAAAGAAGACAGAUCUCGAUCCAUCAGUGGUGCCUCCUCAGGCCUUUCUACAAGUCCACUCAGCAGUCCUCGGGUGACCCCUCACCCCUCACCAAGGGGUAGUCCCCUUCCUACCCCCAAAGGGACGCCUGUUCACACGCCAAAGGAGAGCCCAGCUGGCACACCCAACCCCACACCACCGUCCAGCCCUAGUGUUGGAGGAGUGCCCUGGCGGACACGACUCAACUCCAUCAAGAACAGCUUCCUGGGCUCACCUCGCUUCCACCGCCGGAAACUGCAAGUUCCCACGCCAGAGGAGAUGUCCAACCUGACCCCAGAAUCUUCUCCAGAGCUGGCCAAGAAAUCAUGGUUCGGGAACUUCAUCAACCUGGAAAAGGAGGAACAGAUCUUUGUGGUGAUCAAGGACAAGCCCCUGAGCUCCAUCAAGGCUGACAUCGUGCAUGCCUUCCUGUCGAUCCCUAGCCUCAGCCACAGCGUUAUCUCCCAGACAAGCUUCAGGGCUGAAUACAAGGCCACAGGGGGCCCAGCAGUGUUCCAGAAGCCGGUCAAGUUCCAGGUGGACAUCACCUACACUGAGGGUGGAGAGGCCCAGAAGGAGAAUGGCAUCUACUCAGUCACAUUCACUUUACUCUCAGGCCCCAGUCGCCGCUUCAAGAGGGUAGUGGAGACCAUCCAGGCCCAGCUGCUGAGCACCCAUGACCAGCCAUCAGCCCAGCACCUGUCAGACACCACUAACUGUAUGGAAGUGAUGACGGGGCGGCUUUCCAAAUGUGGCACCCCAUUGAGUAACUUCUUUGACGUAAUUAAACAACUUUUUUCAGACGAGAAGAACGGGCAGGCGGCCCAGGCCCCCAGCACACCCGCCAAGCGGAGUGCCCACGGCCCCCUGGGUGACUCCGCGGCCGCUGGCCCUGGAGGGGACACCGAGUACCCGAUGGGCAAGGACAUGGCCAAGAUGGGGCCGCCCGCCGCCCGCCGUGAGCAGCCUUAGACACUAGUCCCUCCCCAGCACAGCACAGCACAGCACAACACAGCACUGACUGUGGCCUUCUGCCGCCCUGUGUGGACCAGGCCCCACCUGCCUGCCCAGACCUUGUCUCAAGCCUGGGAGGAAAGGAGAGUGGCCAGGGUGCGGCCCGCAGGCUGGGCUGCUGGGCUUGCUCUCUUUUCUCUCUUGCGGUCUCUGUCUCUGCCUGUCUCUGACAGCAUCGCUUGUUUCCGCUCUGAUACCAGGAAUUAUCCCGAAAAGUUAACAUGUCACCUCCACGAGGCCAUCCUCUGUGCUGCGUGUGGACACUGGCUGACCGAAGGCAGCUGCUGCGGACCACCCUCCUCCUCCUGCUGCUGCUGCUGCUGCUGCUGGGCAGAGAGGCUAGCCCACUGUCCACCACCUCUGCCUGUUCCCUGGCAGCUCCGCAUGGCCCAAGGGAGGAGGGCCUGCCUCCCAGGGAAUUCCUCUUCUAGCCCAGCCACCCUGGAUUCCCAGUGACCAGAUCCUCAGCAGGGACAACCUGUCCACCAUCUUCCAGGGUAGGGGACCAUGGUGGGUGAAGCAGUGGGAAUGGAUUGUCCUCCACAGCGCAUUUGGAGGCCUCCUGGGCCAUUCACCUCGCCUUUUCCACACGUUGGCCUCACCAGGGCCACCUCUUCUCAUCUGCAUCCAUUGCUCCACCUUGCCAGGCUGCAGAGCUCCAGCUGUGAUGGUUCUCAUGGGCUGAAGUGGAGAUAAAAGACCUGGGUGCUCCAAAGCUGCCAGGGGCCUGGGCUGAGACCAGUAUUAUUUAUUUGCUGUUUUAAUUUAUUGAGUUUCUUUAUGUCUCUGUUCUCUGUUCAGGGAAGGGGGAGUAGCAGCAGCGCCCUCCUGCCAUCUGUCUGUCUGUUCUGUCUGUCUGACUUGGGCAGGGUGGGUCCUGAGCCCAAGUUCCCUCUGAGGACAGAGCCGUUGUGGGGCUGGGGACAGUGGGGAGCCAGCCAGUGGAUGCAGCACUGGCAAGCUACUGUAAACUUUAAAAGAAUUCCUGCAAGAUAUUUUUAUAAACUUUCUUUUCUUGGUUGUUUUUGGAAAAGGGUGUCGGGUGGGGCUGCUGGGGCAGAGCUAGGGUUUGUGUUUCGGCUCCUCGCUCUUGGCUAUUUCUAUACACAUAUACAUAUAUAUAUAUAUAUAUUUAAAGAACGAUGUGGUUAGCUCUGUCCCGGGUUGUUUUAUUACUACUUAGCAGCAGCUCCAGUUCCACACAAGGGCUCAGGGUACAUGCGUCAGCCUGCACUGGCCAGCUGUGCCCGCUGCCCGGAAGCACUGCCCAGCACUUCUCUGCUGUACCAGGCCAAGAGUGAUCUUGGUUUGGUGUCUGAUAGAGAAGGGGGAGAAGGCCCUGAGCUGGCACCCUACUACUUACACACAGGAUGGCAGUGGUACCUCGAGUUGGUUUUUUUUUUUUUAAAUUAAAAUAAAAAUGUUUAAAAAAAAUUAAAGCCAGAAAUGGAGUUAGCAGAGUGCUCUGCAGUGGGUUCCUCUUGGAGGUGGCAAGGGCAAGGGGCCCACACCACUGCCUGCUGCCCACCAAAGCCCACCUCACUUCCCUCAUCUCCAGCUUUUGUCUGUGUUCCGUUCCGUCUGGCUGAGCCAGUCCCUCCCAGCUGGCCCAAGGCGCCCAGCGUAGCAGCGGGAGGGGCUGGGGGCAGGUUUCAUGCAUGCCUUUGCUCUUCCCCUCAUGUACAGAUUUUAAUGCUUCUAUUACAUUCAACCACCACAGGCUGGGAUUUCUAUACAUAGAACAAAAUCAAACACCUGUAAUAACAGCAAAGCCACGCAGUACAAAUGGGAAGGGGCAUACCUACGGUGUCAGGAUACUGAAAGCAAUACCUCUCGUUAGCCUUCCUCUUUUGUACUUUGGACACAUGCGGAUUCGCAGACAUCACAAAAAUGGACAAGCCCCAUCUGGUGUAACCCCUGUCAAAUAACUGUGAGCAACUUCAGUUCUGGAACAAUAAAUUCCUUCCGUAAAGA